AUGUCAUUAAUUGAGACAUAUUCUCUGAAAGAUGAGCCUUCGAUAUCACUAGAAUUUUUCCCCCCAAAGACUGCAUCAGGUAAGGCAAAUUUGUUGGAGCGUAUUGGUCGUAUGAAUGUCUUGGACCCCACAUUUGUCACAGUUACAUGGGGUGCAGGUGGUACUACGGCUGAAAAGACGAUCGACUUAGCGGGUAUAGUUGCACAAUCGUUCGAUAUACCUGUUUGUAUGCACCUUACCUGUACUAAUAUGGAAAUUGAUAUUAUUGAUAAUGCUUUAGAACAAUGCAGAGAAUUAGGUAUAAAAAAUAUAUUAGCAUUAAGAGGCGAUCCAUCGAUUAUUUCUAACGAAGAUGGAUCUCCUGAUGAUAAAUUUAGAUAUGCUGUUGACCUUGUCAAAUACAUUAAAGAUAAAUAUAAGGAUGAAUUUUGUGUUGGUGUAGCAGCUUAUCCAGAAGGUCAUUACAGUACAGAGGAUGAUUCCUCAAAUGAACAAGAUCCAAUUAGAGAUAUGCAAUUUCUAAAGGAGAAAAUCGAUGCAGGUGCUGAAUUUGUAAUUACUCAAUUAUUUUAUGAUGCUGAUAAAUUUUUAGAUUUUGAAAAAAUGUUUAGAGAAACAAUAUCUACAACUAUCCCUAUAUUCCCUGGUCUAAUGCCAAUUAAUUCAUAUCUUUUAUUUAACCGAGCUGCAAAACUAUCUCACGCAUCUAUUCCUCAACAUAUCAUGGAUAAAUUUCCGCCAGAGAUACAAGCUGAUGAUAAUAUGGUUAAAUCAAUCGGUGUUAAUAUUUUAAUUGAAAUUAUAGAGAAGAUUUAUAAAAGGACGAAUGGAAGAGUUAAAUGUUUCCAUUUUUAUACAUUAAAUUUGGAAAAAUCAAUUGCUGAGAUUGUAUCUGAAUCUCCUACUUUGGCUCAUAUUAUCGAUGAAAGUGAGGAUAGUGAUGUUGAGAUUAGUUCUAAUGAUGCUAUAAGUGAUGAAGAUGAAAAUGAUAUGUCGAAUAGACAUUUGGAUAAAGAUGGUAAUAUUACUUUGGAUAAUCUAUAUUUGAACCAUGAUGGUAGAAAGAGAAGACGUUCAAGUGUAUUAUCAGCAGAUUUGCUUUUCAAUAGAGCAAUUAUCAAUAAGGACUCGACAAGUACUAGAAAUGGAUUUAAUGAAUAUAGUUAUAAAAAUGGUAUGCCAUCAAAGAAAUUUUUAUUAUCCAUCUCGAGAGGUUCUGGUGCACUUGGCCGUGAUGCUACUUGGGAUGAAUUUCCAAAUGGUAGAUUUGGUGACUCUAGAUCACCAGCUUAUGGUGAAAUUGAUGGUUAUGGUCCAACAAUUAAAGUUAGUGUUAAAAAAGCUAAUGAAAUGUGGGGUCAACCUACAAAUAUUAAAGAUUUGAAAAGAAUAUUUAUUAAAUAUUUAGAAGGAUCCAUUGAAGCUUUACCUUGGAGUGAUUUAGGAUUAUCACCUGAGACAGCUCUUAUUCAAGAAGAAUUAAUUCAAUUGAAUCAUAGAGGCUAUUUAACAUUAGCAUCACAACCAGCUGCAAAUGCUGCUAAGAGUACAGAUAAAAUAUUUGGUUGGGGUCCCGCAAAUGGACUUGUUUAUCAAAAAGGGUUUGUUGAAAUGUUUUUACAUAAACAACAAUGGGAAUCUAUAUUAAAACCCAAACUAGAUCAUUAUGGACGUCGAAAAGUUAGUUAUUAUGUUGGAGAUGCAUCAGGUUCAUUUACUACAAAUCUUGAUGAAGGAAGUUCUAAUGUUGUAACGUGGGGUGUUUUCCCAAACAGUCAAGUUAUUCAAACUACUAUUGUUGAAGAAGAAUCUUUUAAAGCUUGGACUGAUGAAGCAUUUAGUAUAUGGUCAGAAUGGGCAAAGUUAUUUCCAAGAAAUACACCAACUAACAGUUUUCUUACACAUAUUCAUUCCGAAUACUGUAUUGUAUCCAUUGUACAUCAUGAUUUUAUAGAGACAGAUGAAUUAUGGGAAAUUUUAUUGGAUUAA
Molecule: messenger RNA, 1989 nt
Organism: Maudiozyma saulgeensis
Lineage: Eukaryota; Fungi; Ascomycota; Saccharomycetes; Saccharomycetales; Saccharomycetaceae
Source: the annotation of a GenBank genome assembly